Messenger RNA from Acanthosepion pharaonis, 1806 nucleotides. The record is from the annotation of a GenBank genome assembly. NCBI's taxonomy places the organism in Eukaryota, Metazoa, Mollusca, Cephalopoda, Sepiida, Sepiidae.
AUGUAUGUAUGUAUCUAUCUAUCUAUCUAUCUAUCUAUCUAUCUAUCUUUUUCUCUCUUUUUUGCUGCUUGUUUCAGUCUGACAUCUAACCCCACCGCCCCGGCGCGGGCUGAACAUUUUAUCCCAUUCCCCCUGUUUUUACUCAGUCUUUUUUUCUUCCCUCCUCCCCGGGCUUCCUUUCGCUCAUACUCUCUUUCUAUCUUUCUCUUUCCUCACCGUCUUUCUCUCUUUCGCCUUUUUCAGUUUGUCUCUUUAUCUCUUCUUUCUCUCUUUGUCUAUCAUUCUAUCUUUUUCUUUAAAUUUCUACUACCUUCAUUUUUUCCUUUUCCUUCUCCCUUUUACUACAUUUUCUUCUCUCUCUCUCUCUCUCACACACACACACACACUCUCUUCUUUCUUAUCGUCUUCAAAUAUUUUUAUCUUCUCUAUCUUUCCUUUCUAUGUGUUUUUCUCCCUCGCCUUUCUUUCUCCUUCAUUAUCGAUUUUCUCAUCACUCUCUUCUUUCCAUUUUUUCCUCUCUCUUCACCUUUUGACCUUUUCUCUUCUCUCUACGUGAUUAUUCUCUCUCUUUCUCACUUUUAUCUUUCUAUAUUUAUCGAUCUCUUUUUUUGUCGUCUGCGUUUCUGCCUCUUUCCUUAUUCUUGUUUCUGUUUUUCUUGUCGUGUUGCUCUUUCCUGUCUUUCCCUCUCGAUCUUUCUCGAUCCUUUCUUUGUUUCACACUCUAUUUUGUCUUGUUUCCACUCUCUCUUUACUCUUGUCUAUUCUUCUCUCUUUCUCUCUCUUUCUUUCUUGAUCCUCUCUUUGUUUCUUACUCUUUUUCCUUUGUUCCACUCACUCUUCCCCCCCUGUCUAUUCUUCUCUCCUCUCUGUCUUUCUUUUCCUAUCCUCUCUCUGCUUUUUACACUUUUUACCUUGUUUCCCCCCUCUAUCUCUCUCUUGCUUUCCCCGUCUAUUCUUCUCUGCUCUCUUUCCCUCUCUUUCUUUCUCGAUCCUCUCUUUGUUUCUCACUCUAUUUUAUCUUGUUUCCACUCUCUCUUUACCCCAGUCUAUUCUUUUCUCUUUCUCUCUCUUUCUUUCUCGAUCCUUUGUUUCUUACUCUUUUUCUUUUGUUCCACUCACUCUUUCCCCCCUGUCUAUUCUUCUCUCCUCUCUGUCUUUCUUUCCCUGUCGUCUCUCUGCUUUUUACAUUUUUUGCCUUGUUUCCUCUCUCUCUCUUUACUCUUGUCUAUUCUUCUCUCUUUCUCUCUCUUUCUCUAUCGAUCCUAUCUUUGUUUCUUACACGAUUUGCCUCAUUUCCUCUCUCCCUCUUUCUCCUUGUCUAUUCUUCUCUCAUCUCUUUAUCUCUCCUUCUUUCAUAUCCUUUCUUUGUUUCUUACCCUUUUUGUUUUGUAUUCCCUCUCUCUUUUCCCCGGUCUAUUCUUCUCUCCUCGCUUUCCCUUACAUCUACCUUCUUCUUUACUUCCUUCUCUCUCUUUUCAAACUCUUUCCUCUAAAUUCUUUGUAAUCUUUCUUUCUCCCCAUUUCUCCCUUUUCACUCAGUCUCACUUUCCUCUCUCUCCUUCUUUCUUCUUUCUCUUUGCCUGUCUCUCUUUUUUGUUAUCUUUCUCUCUAUAUCCGUCUCUCUGUUUUUAUCGCAUUCCCUUCUCCCUGCUUAUGUCUCUCUCUCUUAUUCUUUCUCUUUUUUUAUAUAACUCGUCUUUCACGGCCACCUUGUUCAUCUUUUGCCACAAAUGGGAAUUAAAAGCCCAAAGACAGACACUCACUGAUCAGGUAGACACCCACUUUAAGAAGAGAGCCAUUCAGUAG